Messenger RNA from Anastrepha ludens (Mexican fruit fly), 7942 nucleotides. RefSeq lists its product as uncharacterized. Gene Ontology annotation, cellular component: plasma membrane. Gene Ontology annotation, molecular function: intracellularly calcium-gated chloride channel activity; volume-sensitive chloride channel activity. The record is from RefSeq and is a predicted model, not a curated record. NCBI's taxonomy places the organism in Eukaryota, Metazoa, Arthropoda, Insecta, Diptera, Tephritidae. The transcript is spliced from 9 exons.
AUGGAAGGUUUUAUGGUGUUUGAGGAAAAAAAUACACUAUCACCCAGCACAGCUGUGGAGUUUCAUAACACCCGCACAACUACGUUCUGGAGUUUGGGCAUACUCGCCUCCAUACCCGCCGGUCUACUCAUACUCGCGCUCUUCGGCCUUUUAUUAUAUCUGCUGACGCGUUGCUGUGAUCGUAAGCCGCGUAAACCCAGCGCACAGCGUUGCCAGAGUUGCUCACUAGUGAUAAUUACGCUAAUGACAUGUGCAGCCAUUGGACUGGGUCUCUACGGCAACGAUGAUUUCCACAAUGGCCUGCUGCAGGCUUUCAGUUCCGGCAAACAAGUCGAAGGACUUGUGCUCAAUUUAAAAAGACAGACUGAAUCAAUCAAACAUGAUCUCGAAACGAAAAUGUCCCAACACAAACUCGAGCAGCAAAUCGAAAAAGUACAAUACAAUCAAACAGCCGUUAUGCUGUUGAUCGACACGUGUCAAUUGGUCAGAGAAAAUACCUCACGUGCCGUCACCAGUCUCGAUAAUAUGGUGUUGUAUUUCAUGAAGACGAAAGGCAGUGAAAACGAUACGUCACUUAUGGGAUUGUUAUAUCUCGGCGAAUUAUACGAAUCUAUCCGUUGGCCCGUCACCCUCGGCUUCCUCACACUACUCUUGCUGCUCUGCACUAUACUGGUGAUUGGUGUAGCGCGUCGUUCGCGUUGUGCACUCAUCUUCUUCAGCGUAUCCGGUUUAUUUUGUAUUAUCAUUUGUUGGCUUUUGGCGGGCAUUUACUUGGCAUCAUCGGUGGCGGCGGGUGAUUUCUGUAUGCGUCCGCAUGAGUUUAUGUGCCGGCAAGUGGGCAUGCGCAGCCCAUAUGUAUAUUUUCUCAAUUGCGGCACACUGCGUAAUCGAUUCAUAUUACGCUUGAACGAGUCACGUGAUUUGGUGGAACGUGCACGCGAGUCAAUUUAUUUAAUACAACGCAUGAGCCAGGAGACAUAUCCACGCAUCGAUGUGCACAAAACGCUCGAGGCCAUGGAGAAUGAUCUCGAGGAGACGAAACGUAAUCUGACCGUACUCUCAGCGACGCUCGAUCGACGCGCCAUCGAUCGUCAUUAUGCCGAUGCGUUGCGUGGCCUUUGCGGUGGUGGCCUACUUGGGCUGAGUCUUAUGAUGGUCGCCGGAUUGUUGACUUCAUUUCUGCUCACCAUAUUGGUGUAUGCCGAUUCGCAUGCUUGGAUCUACCUGAGCAAACGACCCAGCUCACUGGAUAUUGACAAGUCUGAAACCACGCCGCUUUUCCCAUCGAAUGCACCGAGCGCGAGCAUAUCACCCACCGCACCCCUUCAUACGGGCACCAUGAAUCGCACUCUACCACACCAUCAGCAAUCAGCGUCGCAUGGCAUUGGCAUAGGCGUAGGCGCCGGCAGCGGCGGUGGCAGCGGUGGCGGCAUUGGCAGUAGCGGCACGCUUGGCUCGCAUCGCAAUGGCACCGCCGGAAUCAGAACAGGGUUCGUCGCAACAUCAUCACCUACAACAACUACAACCACACUACAAUACAACAAUCAUCCACAUAGAACUAACGCUAGCGCAGGCAUUGGUGGUGUUGGCAACACUGGCACCGGCAUAUUAAGCGGCCGCUUGACGGUUGGCAGCAGUGCCAGUGGCAAGGCAUCACCAUCGCCGCCGCCGGGUUAUGAUGUUGUGGUGCAUGGCACAAGAUCGGGUCACCACACACUCGGCCGACUACCUUCACAUCAUCAGCAGAACUCGUCGGGCUAUCUAAGCGGUCCCAAUAAUGGCAAAUAUGCUACGCUCAGCAAACAAUGCAAGACUCUUGAAUCCAGCGAUUUUUACUGAGAAUCGCUUGCCUGCAGCACAAAUGCAGGCAUCAGCAACACCAAUAACACCACCAUCCUUGGCAGCAGCAGCGCCAGCAAUCACAUCAAGCACCAACAGCACAACAACUCACUAAAGAAUAUCUUCGCUUCGGCUACAUUACCACGCUCAGCUGGCUCCUCCAUACGCUCCGUACUCUCCGCACAGGCGGUACAUCGUUCCACUGGCAACGGUUUGGAUCGCGACGAUGAUCGUGAUCCGCGCGAUGUCACCAAUAAUAGCUUCAAUCGCUUCGACCCGAAGUACAUCAGCAUCGGACCGAAAGCGGUGCGCGGCAAUAAUAAUUUGAAUAUUGUCGCUGCUGCCACGGCAAAUAAGUGCGCCACGCUGCGCCAUGUCGGCCGCUAUGGUGGCUCGUUGAAGGGCGCCAGUCCUUCGCCGAAUCUUCGCAGCGCCAAGACACCCUCCAUUGCAACCGUUUCAAAGGAUUACUGCCAACAACCGGACUGCAUACCGCAAACCUAUACGACUGAGGUGAUUGUGCCACACCAAGCGCAACCACAACAGCCGCCACCACCGCCGGCGCCGUUGCCACCACCAAAGCCGCGUACGACCAACACAUUUACCGAGAUACCGGGCACUACGGGUGUGGGCAGUUCGUAUGCCAAAGAGCAGCAACAAAUGCUGAUGCAGCAGCAGCAGCUACAACAAUUCCAGCAACAACAGCAACAGCAGCAACAACAACAGCUACAGCUGCAACAACAGCAGCAGCAACAGCAAUUAGCAGCGCUGCAAGCUGCACAACAGCAACAACAAGCACAAACACAACUACAAAUGCAACAACAGCCAACGCUGCAUCAGCAGUUGCACCAACACCACCCGCCCACGACGCAUAUACUGCCCCCUUCGGCUGUUUAUAGUAUUGAGACGUCGGGCUAUCAACCUCAGCCACAACAACAACAACAGCAGCAGCAGCAGGCAUCAGCACAGGCACAGCAAAUGCAGCAACAUAUUAUAAUUGCACAGCAGCAGCCACCACCGCCAACAGCUGCACCACGCGAACCCCCACGGCCACCACCGCAACGUUCACUAAAUCCUGCUUCAAUUGUCAAUCAGCCAUUGCCUGAGAUUCCACAACAGGCGCAGGGUCAGCAAUCGAAAAUAUCACCACAGCCCUUGUGCGCCGCCAAUCUCAAUCAAUAUCGUUCAUUACAACGACCACAAGCGCAAAAAAUGCAAUUGCCCACCGCAGCUAUGCCGGCACAGCAACCGCAGCAGCAGCAGCCACCUUCAUUGCCGCCAAAGAAGAAGACUUCGCGCGAAAUAAGCACUUCGACCGCCGUCGGUGCUUUGAAUGCCAAUCAUUUGCAGACUUUGCCACCAAAGUCGGCAAGUCUGCGGCAGCAACAGUCCGCCAGCGGCGCCUACAGUUACGAGCGCGAACGUGAACGUGAACGCGAGCGCGCAGAACGUCAUGAACGGCCUAGACGCGCUGAAACGCUCGAUAAUGCGCGUACAGCCAGCAGCGGCAGCGGCAUGGCUUACAUCGAGCAACAAUUUGGCAGCGGUGGUAUGAAGAAGCAGCACUCUUAUGAUUCGUAUACGCUACAGCAGCAGCAAGCGCAGCGGCAUGCGGCCGCCACAACGCCCAACAAUAAUUACCAUGGUGCGAUCAACACCAAACACCAUCAACAACAACAACAACAACAGCAGCAGCAGCAGUAUUUAAUUGAGGCACAACAACAGCAGCUGUACUAUCGCUCGCUUAAACGUGGUGGCUCGCACGCCAACAACGAUCUCUAUUCGGUCACAGAGUUGUAGGAGUGUGCCUGCUGCGGUGGCGGCGUGGAUGUUGUGCGACGAACGACAACGUGUCCCACAACAGCUGCGCCACUAGUCGCAGCAGCAGCAGCCGCACAAACGGUUGCACCACCACCACCCAUACCGUUGCCGCCGAAGAAGCAUCGUUCCUCUGCGAGCGUGGGCACCACAGCAAUGCCGACGCGCGAUAGCCAGACCACUACCAAAGCCACAACGACUGCAGCGACAACAUCGGCGACGACAAUGACAUGUGAUGAUCAUGAAUACGACGAAUACUGUCCCGAGCAAUACGAUGCGCAUCACCGCCACCAUCACGGGUCAGCGUCGCAGACACAACAACAAUGCGAGCGUGAGCGUGAACGAGAAAGGGAACGUGAAAGAGAACGUGAACGAGAACGCGAAAGGGAACGUGAACGUGAACGUGAACGUGAACGUGAAAGAGACCGUGAACCACAUCAUCGCCAUGGCUCAUCGCGGAGUGGUGCGGCUGCUUCCGCAUUAAAACACCAACGUGCCGCCACUUUUGAUGUGGCCGAUGCGCGUGACUACGAACUGCAACGACUGGGUAAUCGGCGUUCACAACAGCAACAGCAAUUACAGCAGCAGCUGCAGCAAGCAUCGAGCAACGGUGGUGGUACUGUCAAAUUUCGUAGCAAUGAGCAUCGUGGCGAGCGUACACACGAUCGCGAACGUUCGCGUAGUGAUCAUCGCAUUGCUACAUAUGCCUGUGAUGACACAGCGCUCUGCGGCAGCAGUACCGGUGGUCAUCAGCAUCAUCUCGCCAACGGCGGUGUAACACAGUCGAGCAGGCAGCAGCGGCGCGAAAAAACUUUCAAAGUAUGAUUUUUAGAGACGUCAUAAAAAUUUUCCCCUCCCUCUGCGGAGACGUACGGUAAACAUGCAACGGCAACGGCGGCAUACAGUUGGUAAAUUUUUCAGAUAAUGAAUCAAUGUGGCAGUCCGGUGGCAGUUGAUCAGCCGCAAUGACGGCGUGUACUUGUGCGUUUAGUGGAGGGCAGAGCGGCAGCAGCGCGGCGGAUUUAUAAUAAUAAUUGUGAGCAACACACAAAAAAAACAAAAACAAAAAACCAAAACCAAAAACAACAAUCCAACACCAAAUUAUCAAUCAACCCAAAGAAGCGAAAAAAAAACUCUCACCCAGCCAGUAAACGAACGGCACGGCACGAGCGUGGCUUAGUUGUUGUGUUGCCUUCUAUUAGAAAAUCAUUAGCGAAAAAUUGGCACCAAAUCCAAAUCCUAAAUAAGUGUAUAUGUAUUUACCUACGUAUGUAAUAUUAUAACUGUUUUCGUGACUAGUGUUGUUGUUGUGUAGUUUUAGCUUAGAUUGUGUUUUUAAAAGCUAAACAAAUGAGAUGCUGUAGAAUAUUUGUAUGUAUGUGCUAAUUUUAAAAAAGUGUUAACAAUUGAAAGGAGUAUCAAAUUUAAAGCGUCAUAGAGUUAGAAAAAAAGGUCUAAAAAUUUUAUGGCGGGCAAUUUAAGGUGAAGUGAGAUUUUACAACUUUACGGCGACGUAAGCGUGUGACGCGAAUUUCAAUUAUUUCAAAUUUAGUGAGGUAUAAAUUCAUUAAAUAUUUUAGGUAUCCUCCAACAAGCUAUGCCAUGGGUUUUAUCAGUUUAUUAGUUUUUGAAAUUUAUAAAAAUAUUAGCACGCAUCAGUUCCUUGUAUAAAAUUGCUAACAAAAUCGCUUCAUUUUCUAUAUCAUUGUGUGAAGAAUGGGAAGCACAAUCAUGAUCCAAUAAUAAAAAACGGUUGCCAUUGGCGCAAUUUGGAAGUAAGGGAAAGAGGGGCAUAAGUUGAUCUGCUUUCUGAAAAGGUAGUAAAAAAUUAAAAAGAAAAAAAUCGCAGUAAACCAUUGACUAAUUUUAUGUCAUUUUUUGAAUGAUACUUAAUUAUUUAUAUUUUUAAUUUAACCAUUCCCGUGGAUUUGUCACAUAUAAAUACGUUUUUUUCCUUGUUUACUCCUCUCGGGAGCAUAGAGCCCCGAAAAGACUCAGUCUUGCGUUGGUUUCGUUAAUCUGUUUUGAUUUCUGACAGGGUAGGGGAUUAGCCUGCCGCUACCAGUCCUAAGUAGUGGGAAUGCCUACCUGUCGUUGCUUAGGAAAUACUUUACACCUUUUAUAUAAAUCAAAAUGUAUUUACUCCGCUUGCGUAAUUCCAGCAGUGCAAAAUUUCGAUAGGCAUCGCAAGAGCAUCACUAGGCAGCUUUGCUCUCCUCUGAGCUGGAGAGCGAUAAUUGUAAAAUCUGCAGCGAUACACGAAAACUCUUUCGCCAGGUUUCAAUGAAGUGCCGCACGAUUUUACCCAAGGCCAAUCUAUUAAAGCUGAUAGCAGUAGGCCUGCAGAUUUGUUGUUUUUGUUUUUUCUCCAUGUACAUUCGUAUGUCAACACAAAAUUGAAUUACGAAACGUAUUGCUCAAGGCGAAUCUGGCGAAUAGAUUGGGGCGUGACUACCAUUCGGAGUUCAGAGAGAACGUAGGUUCGAAUUUCGGUGAAGGACUAAAAUGAAGAAAAAGUUUUUUCUAAUAGCGGUCGCCCCUCGGCAGGCAAUGGCAAACCUUCGAGUGUAUUUCUGCCAUGAAAAUGGGCCUCAUAAAAAUAUCUGCCAUUCGUAGUCGGCUUCAAACUGUAGGUCCCUCAAUUUGUGGAACAACAUCAAGACGCACACCACAAAUAGGAAGAGGAGCUCGGCCAAACACCCACAAAGGGUGUACACGCCAAUUAUAUAUAUAUAUAUAAAUCAGCACAUUUUUUUUUUUUUUCUUUCGCCGUGUUCAUGUGGCUGUCAGCCCAGAAUGAAAAAAGACGAAUUCAUUCUUUGUUUUCUACUUUGCCAAUACUUUUCUUUGACAAUCAAACGUAAAAAAUAUUGUUGUUGGUCUAGUGCCACCACCUUUGCUGAAUGCGCCUUGGUAUUAUUACACUUGCAUUCAAAUUUGUAAUUUGAAAAUUGAAAUUUUGUGUUGAAUUUAAAUUCAAAAGUUAUUAUGAAUAUUGAAAAAUAAUUUCAACACAACAAAUAAAUAAAUUCUUUUUUCUAUUUCGUCUUCAUAUCUUUUGUUCUACUUUGAAGUGACAGUUUAUUGUACAAAAUUUUGUUGUGGGCCUAGUGCCCUCGCUUUUAAUGAACUCGCCUUGAUUUUACUCAAUUUUUUCUUUUCAUUUUGAGUUUUGGCACAUUAAAUUCCACGCCCUGUUUUGCACACGUUUUGUGGUGCAGUAUUACCUGCACACUUUUUUAGCAAAAGUUUUCCUCUCUAUGCUUCUUCUGUAAUUUUUCUUUAGAAUUUGCUUUGAAAUAAAAAGUAGCUUUUGCUAGCGGACAUUACGGAUUUAUUAUUUAGCUCAUGGCUGCUACAGGGUGACAAUUAGACAUCUUACAUCACCUUUGAUUAUCUCCUCAUGAAGCACAAUGAAUAUUUUAUUUUAUUUUAUAUAUUUUUUCUAAUGUAUUUGGACUUGUUUUCCAUUAAUAUACACGCUUCUCUUUAUUUAUUAUUAUUAUUUUUUUUAAUAAUAUAAUCUUUUUUGGAGGUAUAUAUUUUGUAAUGUAAUAUAACAGUAUUUUAUAACAAAGUAAAUUUAAAUUUUUUUUUCUUUAAUUUUUAAGUCUGUAGCUGAAAUUUUGUUUAAGUUUUUUAAAUAUAAUACGAUAUAGAAAAUGUUUUUGGAACGUCCACACGCUUUCGUCGCCAAGUUAUGACUCAACAAAAUUACACACACAUACUGUAUAAUUUAAGUACGAACAAAAAUUUGCACAACACACGCAUAAAACUACAUGAUUUCGAUAUAAUUUUUUAAUAAAAGUGUUUACGACAAAAUGUCAACAAAAACAUAGUUUCCAAACAGUAGAAAAGUACCAGUUUUUCUGAGCAAACGAGUGCUUUAGUUGGUUUUGCAUAAGUUUUUGCAUUAACGGUAAUAAAUUGUAUAAUAUGUUACCGUUAUAUUUGCCAUACGUUGUUGAGUGUUGCCUAUUGUAUGCAUUUGUAAUUUAUUAGUUAUGAUUUGUUUUAGUUUAAAUAUAUAAUAGUUUGCAAAAAAUUUGCAAUAAAUUAUGAAAAAUUUAUUUAGGUUAUGUUGUAAGUAAAUAAAAUGUGAACUAGAUAUAAUUAUAAAUUAGUAUAGUGAUUAUUUUAACCAAAUGAACGAGCAUAUCGUGUUAAGAAAUUUCAUUGAAUAAUUAUUUUUUAAACUAAACAAAAAACAAAUUACUUAAUGUUCUCAUUUAAAUGUGUUUUACUUGCGAAUUUGACAAUUUUUUCAAAAAAAUAUUUAUUCAUU